Molecule: messenger RNA, 489 nt
Organism: Toxoplasma gondii ME49
Lineage: Eukaryota; Apicomplexa; Conoidasida; Eucoccidiorida; Sarcocystidae
Exons: 3
Coding region: 1-489 (162 amino acids)
Source: RefSeq, a predicted model, not a curated record
AUGACCACCGACAACCGAGUUCUAGUGAUUCCAAUUCGCUCCUUCGCCGGUGUACGGAGCCGCUUCGGAUGCAGAGCAAGCAACUUCAACAACUCAGCGCGGACAGCUGCACUGGAUGCAGAGCUUCAGGAGGAAAGGCGAAGGUUUGCACCGGAGAGACAGGCUCUGUUUGAGUGCGUAAGAAAGCAAUUACCCGGAGCCAGCAAGGAGCGCUGCUGGGCAGAAGUGAGGAGAAUUUUUGAUAACGCCAUGAACUACGAAAAACGACGUCCUCUCGACCCUAAUUACGCCGUCUUUGCUAAGCCGAACUUGUCCCUUACGGACAGAGGAAGGAAGUACAAAGUGUACUUUCAUACCGGGAAAUUUGAUGUUUGUGCGAUUGAUGGCCGGGAGGCAUGGUCGUGCUGCCUGAACCCAAGUCGAAGCUCCAGAGGUUGCCAAGAAAAAACUGUCAACCCAGAUGCAUGGCACUUAUUGAGUCCCUUUUGA